This is a messenger RNA of Sorex araneus (European shrew), 1761 nucleotides long. It is a transcript of the gene ACVR2B, whose product is annotated as activin A receptor type 2B. Gene Ontology annotation, cellular component: activin receptor complex; plasma membrane. Gene Ontology annotation, biological process: activin receptor signaling pathway; cellular response to growth factor stimulus; protein phosphorylation. Bases 76 to 1614 code for a protein of 512 amino acids. The record is from RefSeq and is a predicted model, not a curated record. NCBI's taxonomy places the organism in Eukaryota, Metazoa, Chordata, Mammalia, Eulipotyphla, Soricidae. The transcript has 11 exons. Gene Ontology annotation, molecular function: ATP binding; activin receptor activity; activin binding.
CCCUUGCGCGUGCCGGGGGGCGCCACGCGGCCCUGCCCGCGGGCUCCGGGUGUCCGCGGGGCGGCGCCGCGGAACAUGACGGCGCCCUGGGCGGCCCUCGCCCUCCUCUGGGGAUCGCUGUGCGCGGGUUCCGGGCGCGGGGAGGCCGAGACGCGGGAGUGCAUCUACUACAACGCCAACUGGGAGCUGGAGCGCACCAACCAGAGCGGCCUGGAGCGCUGCGAGGGGGAGCAGGACAAGCGGCUGCACUGCUACGCCUCCUGGCGCAACAGCUCGGGCACCAUCGAGCUGGUCAAGAAGGGCUGCUGGCUGGACGACUUCAACUGCUACGACAGGCAGGAGUGCGUGGCCACCGAGGAGAACCCCCAGGUGUACUUCUGCUGCUGCGAGGGCAACUUCUGCAACGAGCGGUUCACGCACCUGCCUGAGGCGGGGGGCCCAGAAGUCACGUACGAGCCACCCCCGACAGCCCCCACUCUGCUCACGGUGCUGGCCUACUCGCUGCUGCCCAUCGGGGGCCUCUCGCUCGUCAUCCUUCUGGCCUUCUGGAUGUACCGACACCGCAAGCCCCCCUACGGCCAUGUGGACAUCCACGAGGACCCCGGGCCGCCGCCCCCCUCCCCUCUGGUGGGCCUCAAGCCGCUGCAGCUGCUGGAGAUCAAGGCUCGGGGCCGCUUUGGCUGUGUGUGGAAGGCGCAGCUCAUGAACGACUUUGUGGCCGUCAAGAUCUUUCCCCUGCAGGACAAGCAGUCGUGGCAGAGCGAACGGGAGAUCUUCAGCACGCCGGGUAUGAAGCACGAGAACCUGCUGCAGUUCAUCGCCGCCGAGAAGCGGGGCUCCAACCUGGAGGUGGAGCUGUGGCUCAUCACGGCCUUCCACGACAAGGGCUCGCUCACCGAUUACCUCAAGGGGAACAUCAUCACGUGGAACGAGCUCUGCCACGUGGCAGAGACCAUGUCGAGAGGCCUCUCCUACCUGCAUGAGGACGUGCCCUGGUGCCGUGGCGAGGGCCACAAGCCAUCGAUUGCUCACAGGGACUUUAAAAGCAAGAAUGUGUUGCUGAAGAGUGACCUCACGGCGGUGCUGGCAGACUUUGGCCUGGCUGUGCGGUUUGAGCCCGGGAAGCCCCCCGGGGACACACAUGGACAGGUGGGCACGAGGCGCUACAUGGCCCCCGAGGUGCUCGAGGGCGCCAUCAACUUCCAGAGAGACGCCUUUCUGCGGAUCGACAUGUACGCCAUGGGGCUGGUGCUGUGGGAGCUGGUGUCCCGCUGCAAGGCAGCCGACGGGCCGGUGGAUGAGUACAUGCUGCCCUUCGAGGAGGAGAUCGGCCAGCACCCGUCGCUGGAGGAGCUGCAGGAGGUGGUGGUGCACAAGAAGAUGCGGCCCACCAUCAAGGAUCACUGGCUGAAGCACCCGGGCCUGGCGCAGCUCUGUGUGACCAUGGAGGAGUGCUGGGACCACGACGCGGAAGCUCGCCUGUCUGCCGGCUGCGUGGAGGAGCGGGUGUCCCUGAUCCGGAGGUCGGUGAAUGGCACCACCUCGGACUGCCUCGUCUCCCUGGUGACCUCGGUCACCAACGUGGACCUGCCCCCGAAGGAGUCCAGCAUCUGAGUUCCAGGACCCCGAGCGGAUGAGCGGAUCGUCCCCCGGACGCAGCGGGUCCGAAGAGGAAAGUGAGAAGAUAGUUGUGUUUUGUUUUGGAAAUCCCAUACCACCAACAAACACAUAAAAUGCAGCUGCUAUUUUACCUUGACUUUU